Molecule: messenger RNA, 2224 nt
Organism: Melospiza melodia melodia
Lineage: Eukaryota; Metazoa; Chordata; Aves; Passeriformes; Passerellidae
Gene: NEUROD2
Product: neuronal differentiation 2
Biological process (GO): nervous system development; axon development; positive regulation of transcription by RNA polymerase II
Cellular component (GO): nucleus
Molecular function (GO): E-box binding; protein dimerization activity; DNA-binding transcription factor activity, RNA polymerase II-specific
Source: RefSeq, a predicted model, not a curated record
UCUCGCGCAUGACGUGCCAACCAUAUGGCACUGGCAGCAGAGCUGGUACCCCCCUUUGCUGGGUAGAGAUGCCACUCUCGCCUCCUUUUGGAUAGAGGACUGCAGGAGGCUGGAGCACCUCAAGGAGCCGCGUCCCGCUCCCAGAAGAUGCUGGGAACAAUGAAAUAAGAAUUCCUGCGGUCCGCCCGAAGCCACCAUGUUGACGCGACUUUUCAGCGAGCCCAGCCUGGUCCCCGAAGUCCCGAAAUUCCCCGGUUGGGCCGAGGAGUGCGAGGAGGAUGCCCGGAGCGAGAAGGAGGAGCGGGCGGCCAAGGGCUGCGCCCUCCCCGAGGAGCCGCCCGAGGGUUCGCUGGGAGAGAGCAAGGAGGAAGGGGAGCUAGGAGGGGACGAGGAGGAGGAGGAGGAGGAGGAGGAAGGCCUGGAGGAGGCGGAGGGCGAGCGGCCCAAGAAGCGCGCCAAGAAGAGGAAGAUGACGAAGGCGCGGCUGGAGCGCUCCAAGCUGCGGCGGCAGAAGGCGAACGCCCGCGAGAGGAACCGGAUGCACGACCUGAACGCGGCCCUGGACAACCUGCGCAAGGUGGUGCCCUGCUACUCCAAAACGCAAAAACUCUCCAAAAUCGAGACCCUCCGCUUGGCCAAGAACUACAUCUGGGCUCUCUCCGAGAUCCUGCGCUCGGGCAAGCGGCCCGACCUGGUCUCCUACGUGCAGACUCUGUGCAAGGGGCUGUCCCAGCCCACCACCAACCUGGUGGCCGGCUGCCUCCAGCUCAACUCCCGCAACUUCCUGACGGAGCAGGGCCAGGACGGGGGUCGUUUCCACGGCCCCAACGCCGCCUCCUUCGCCGUGCACCCCUACCCCUACCCCUGCUCGCGGCUGGCCGCGGCGCCCUGCCCGCCCGCCGCCGGCCCCGGGCCGCACGGGCUGAGGACACACGGCUACUGCGCCUCCGCCUACGAGAGCCUCUACGGCAACACCUCCCCCGACUACAACAGCUCGGAGUACGACGGGGGGCUCAGCCCGCCGCUCUGCAUCAACGGCAACUUCUCCCUCAAGCAGGACUCUUCAUCCCCCGACCACGAGAAAAGCUACCACUACUCUAUGCACUACUCGGCGCUGCCCGGCUCCCGCCCCGCCGCUCACAACCUGGUCUUCGGCUCGGCGGGGAUGCGCGGGGGGGUCCACUCCGAGAACAUCUUCCCCUACGACAUGCACCUCCCGCACGAGCGGGGCCCCAUGUACGAGGAGCUCAACGCCUUCUUCCACAACUGACCCCCCUCCUUCCCCUCCCCGAGACCCCCUCCCCAUCGCCGAGGUGGCGGGGACGGGGGGGAGACUCCCCCAAACCCCCCCACCCCACCCCACCCGCGGACCGGCCCCCGGGGCUCCGCCGUGGGCUUUGGUGCAAUAUGGGGACCCGGCCCCGGCGGCGGGUCCCCGCGCCCCGUGGGGACAAAGUGCUUUUUUGGGAGGAUUUUCCCUUUCCCUUAAUUAAUUUUUUUUUUUUUUUAAUUCCGGUCGAUUUCGUUGUUUCUAAAAUUUUCGUUAUUUAUUGCUACUUCUUUAUUAUUUCGCGUAAUUUAUUGACUUAUUUUAUUAUCAUCGCUGUUAACGUCGCUGUUGUUAUAAUAACUAUCACAGCUAUGAUAACUACUAUUAUUAUUAUUAUUAUUGUUAUUAUUAUUAUUAUUAUUAUUAUUAUUAUUAUUAUUAAUUUAUCAUUAUUAAUUUAUUUUACAAGGGGAGACGCCCCACACGGGCCAACCCCCCCACCCAGCCCACCGAAACCCCCCCCGCUCCCCAGCACGACCCUUUGGGUCGAGCCGCUUCGUUUCACUUUUAAUUCGUUUUAAUUCAAUUUUCUACGUUAAUUUUUUUGGGGGAAUUUUUUUCCCCACCUCCCAACCCCAUUUUGGGCCGUUUCUCCCCUUCCCCAGCCCUGACCCCGACCCCUCCCGGACCCCCCCGGCAUUGGACACCCGCUGCCCCGGCCCGUGGGAGCGAGAGGAGCCCGCGCUCGGCGCGGAGCGAAACUUUCCGAAGCAAUAAAGAGGCGCAGGGAGGAACGAACCCCAAUUUCUAUCUAUGCAAGAGGCCCGGCCCGGCGGACGCUCCGAGAUGCACUUUGCUUUGGGGGGGCCCCGGCCCCGCUCCCCGCCCCGGGAGCUCCUCGCAGCGCGUGUGUCAGGACGUUUUUUACCUGUUUUAAAAAAAAAAAAAAAAACU